AUGUCCAAAUUGUUACAAGAAAUGCAACAGGACAACUUUUCUAAUGACGAGGACAUUGAAACGGAUUAUGCCGAAUCAAACAGUAUCCAGUCGCAAAUUGCUUCUGUUUUCUCUGUUGUUCGUUGUGCCGCACAUACAAUACAGUUAGCAGCCUAUGAUGUUUUGAAAACAAUAGAAGGGGACAUUAAAGAAUGCCGAAACAUUGUAAAGAUAUUACGGACAUCGGUAAGAUCGGGUAAUGUCGAAAUUAGUUUGCCAUGCCUUGACAAUGCAACUAGAUGGAACUCGACCUAUGAAAUGAUAAAAUCCAUAAUCAGUAUAAGAGAUUACAUAGAUAAUCUGUCACAUAUUAACGUCAACUGGAUAUUUGUACAAAAUUUCCUAGCUGCUUUUCAUCCAAUAGCUAAAUGCACUCUAAAACUGCAACACGAUCAAUAUAUUAUUGAAGACUUUUUUAGAGAUUGGCUAACAUGUGAAUUGGAGCUUAAAAAGUUAGUGUCUACCAAUUCAUAUGCGGAAGCUCUUCUAAAUGCAAUGAAGAAAAGGAAAGAUACACUUAUGGGAAAUAAUGCAUUUAUUGCUGCACUUUAUAUGGAUCCGCGCUUUAAUUUCGACAACACCCCUCUUCUAAGCUAUGAUCAAAAGCAAGCUGCUGUGGAUCAUUUAAUUAGGACACGUGAUAUGAUAAAUAAAAUUGGCAAGCCAUCAGAAGACCAGUACGGCAACAGUUCUCCAGAUCUUCCAACCCAGUCGCUUCCCCAAGAUGAACUUCCCUCCACAUCGAAAGGCAUAUAUGACAUACUGACACUUCACGUAAACGCAAUGAGAAAUGCACAAGGUCCAACACCACAAAGAGGAGAAAUGGCCUUUAAGGAAAGACUAGCUAAACUUUGCGAUAGGGAAAUGGAGUCAUUUGAUAGCAAUAUUUUGGACAACUUUCGAAAAUUAUAUCGGAAUGAUGCCGAUAUGUUACAAUUAAUGGAAGUUGUACUAGCCAUACCUGCAACACAAGUUCUGUUGAAAGAGCGUUCAGUGCACUUCCAACAAUAUUAA
Rhagoletis zephyria (snowberry fruit fly) is the source of this 1053-nucleotide messenger RNA. RefSeq lists its product as uncharacterized. The record is from RefSeq and is a predicted model, not a curated record. Lineage: Eukaryota; Metazoa; Arthropoda; Insecta; Diptera; Tephritidae.